Molecule: messenger RNA, 2949 nt
Organism: Calypte anna (Anna's hummingbird)
Lineage: Eukaryota; Metazoa; Chordata; Aves; Apodiformes; Trochilidae
Gene: DNAJC30
Product: DnaJ heat shock protein family (Hsp40) member C30
Exons: 1
Coding region: 30-779 (249 amino acids)
Source: RefSeq, a predicted model, not a curated record
GGUGCUCCGGCCGCCUCCCGCUGCCCGCCAUGCCGCCGGCUGACGUCACAGCCCCGCGCCCACUGACGUCACAGCCCCGCGCCUCCUGGCGUCACAGCGCGGUGUCCGCAGGAUGGCGGCGGGCGGGAGGUGAAGCCCCGAUGGAUCCCGCAGCUCUCGGCCGCCUCCGGCGCCUCCUGCCCGCCGGACCCCGGGACCCCCGGCUCAGCCGCGCUCUGGUGGUGCCCCACGGCGAGCAGGGGGGUCCCGAGGGGGCCGCGCGGCCCCUCCGGCGGCUGUACGAGGUGCUGGGGGUGCCGGCCACGGCGACGGCGGCGCAGAUCAAGACCGCGUACUACGAGCAGUCCUUCCGCUACCACCCCGACCGCAACCCCGGCAGCGCCGCCGCCGCCGCGAGCUUCGCCGCCGUCAGCGAGGCCUACCGGGUGCUGGGCAGCCCCGUCCUGCGCCGCAAGUACGACCGGGGGCUGCUGAGCCCCGAGGAGGUGAGCAGAGCCCCCCGGCCCUCGGGCCGCCCGGCUGCCCCCGCUCCGCCGCCCCCCAGCGCCACCGCCACCGCCCGCCGCGGGCCCAUCCCGCCGCCCUUCGACUUCGACACCUUCUACCGGGCGCACUACGGGGAGCAGCUGGAACGGGAGCAGGAGCUGCGGGCGCGGCGGGCGCGGCUGCGGCUCCGCCGGGAGGAAGAAGCAGCCCAGGGCCGCCUCGGGCUCUUCUCCGACUUCUCGGUCGGGAUCUUCUUUUUCCUGGGCUUCGCCAUCCUGUACGGCCUCAAGUGACAGCGGGGCCGGGCAGCGACCGCGGCACCCGAGCCCCGGGGCUGCGCCGGGAUGGUGCCACCGGGGGACGUGGCAGCCGGCCGGGGGGGUGUCCCCGGCACCCGCGUGGCUGGCAGGGGCCCGAUCCUCAGCCUGGGACGUUUCCCCUCUGUCACCGUGACCUUCAGACACGGCCCGUGGCCGCCAGGCACCAUGCACGGGCUCUGCACCUGAGGCUGGGACUGUCACUUCUGCCAGGGUGACCUUCAGAGGUGGUGCAGGAGCAGAGAGCUCUCCCUGCAGGCUCUGUCACCUGGUCCCCUCUGUGACCUUCAGACACAAAGUGCAAUGGCAGGCACAGCACGUGGCUGGGAUGUGUCCUCCACAGCAGUGACCUGCAGGCUGCCCUGUGUCCUUGCCACCAGUGUGACCUUGGCAGGGUCAGGGCUCUCCAGGCUGUGCUGUGCGUGCUGUGACCUGCAGAGACACUGCCUGGCAGAUAAAUGUGCUUCAUGGAUUCUGCUGUGUGGACAGAUCUGUGUCUCCUCCAGUGACACAGCUGUUUGGCCUCAGUGGCAGCCACCUGCCUGUUUAGAGCUGCAGCAGGGAUGAAAUGGCUGCCAGUGGUGGCUGUGUGCUGUCUGUGUUCCUGGAGGGUGCUCGAGAUGUGGCUCCCUGGGGCUUCCUGUUCAUCCAGCACCUGCCACCUUGUGUCCUCCCUCCUGUUGUUACUACAUCUUUGGGGAGUUUUGGGAAUGUCAGUCUCCAAGCCCCAUCACUGCCCCUGUCUGUCCCUGUUCAGGGUGUUCCUGGCUGUGUGGUGAGGACAGGAAUCUUGGUUUCAGCAGCCUGCAACUGGGCCCGUGGUGGCUUGUGUCCUGGUCAGCAUGCAGCUGGAGGUGCCUCCCAAAGCAUUUCUAUGUUCAGAACACCCUGUCCUGUCUAGGGCUUGCCAGGAACUUCAUGCAAGAGCAUCCUGCACAGGCGUUUGUGGCUGGAGUGGGACACUUUAGAGCAGGAGUGGUGAUAUUUGUGUUGUAUGUGUAUGUAAGCAUUGUUUGCACAUAAGAGUAUUUGCCUAUUGAAGUGUUUUAAGAGCUGAAGAUUGUGUCUCAGAGCUUCUGUCUCUCCUUGGGUGAGGGUUUCACCUCUGCUGUGCUGAACCACACGGAGUGAGCAAAGCUUCCUGGUGCUGAGUGUGACAAAGGCCUCAUCUCUCUGACUUCGCACUGGGUUUGCAGGGCUUGGCUGGCAGUGGUGGCUGUGGGAGCCUCUCACUGCAGCCACCCUGGGUCAUGUUUUCUCCCAACACAAAGAUGUUAAAAGCAAAUCUCUGUGUUUUUCAACUGUAGUUCUGUGGUACUGAGCUGGGCCUGAGGCAGGAGCCUGGCAGGGAGUGCAGUGUCUGCUGAUGCAGAUGCCUUGCAGGGGAACUUUCUGCCUCUUCUGGAAGGCAUUGUGCUACCUGCAGACUCCAGAAACUUCUGUGUGGUUGGAGAAAAUUCAUCCCAGAGGCAGAGCUUUCCUGGAACCUCUCUGGUUAUCAGUCCAUCCCUCUGCAUAGCAUCACAGUCCUGAGCAAUGUGUGGAGAGCAGGAGCCUGGGGUCAGCAGCACUGGUUAUGCAGGGAAAGUCUCCAGAGCUGUGGCUCUGUGUCACAGUCUGAUGCUUUCCCAUGCUGUAAACCAAGUGACUUGAAAGCCGAGGUGGCUUCCUUGGCUGAGUUUGGCAGGAAAUGUCCUCUCCCAGGCUGGAAAAGGAUGGGAUGUCCACAGAAGUGAUGGAUACCAGGCAGCACCUCUCUUGCUCCUGCUGCCAUGGCUUGCAGGUUCCUAAGGCAGCCCUGCCAAACACAAGGGGUUCUCUGGGCUGAUCUUUCUUCAGUGUGUGUGUAGUGCUGGGGCUGUUCCACAGCUCCUUACCCAGCCCUGAGGCAGGCAGGGAGAGGAGCUGGUGCUGGGUCAGGGGGGCUGAGGCUGCUGUGUCACCCAAACAGCCACGACUGCCACCCUGCUGCCUGGGCUGAGCUUCUGCUCCUUGUCUGGUGCUCGUGUCUGAAACUGGGGGUGAAGCACCCAGGCAUAAAAACUGAGUUCCUCCCACGUGCCUUUGGGUGGGUGGUUUGGUCAGUUCUUCCUCAGGGUCUCUGUGGUGUAUCUUAAACAUUAAAAAUAUCCAUCCAGAAACUGGU